AUGGAUGAUGGCAGCUUGUAUCGAAACAACCUUCCUUUUCGGUCAAUUGAAAAGGAUUCCAAGGCUUCUGCAAAACGAGACUAUGAGCAAGAACAAGACGAGUCUCUCUCUUCCUCAGGCAAGCGACGUCGAGUUCAACAUGGACCAGCACCAACCAAGAAAGGCGAUGCUGAAGGAAAGCCAAGAAGACCCCUUUCUUCCUCCCCACGAAAUGUAGCGGCUCGUUUGCAACGCGAAGAACUCGCCAACAGUCUCGCUACUUUGAAAGCCGAGCUGCCGCCUUACCCUACUAACCGGACUCAAGUUCGUGUGUUGGAGGAUGCCGUUGGAUACAUUCAAAAGCUCAAACGCCUAUAUAGGGCAGGUGUAUACCUUGGGUAUGUGUGCAUCUGCAUGCAGGGCGGUGUCAAAGUUCGAGAACGUCGUCGACGAGCCAGAGAACGAGAGCGUUUAGAACGUGAUCAGCAGCAGCAGCUACAACAGCCAUCAUCAUCAUGUACUCGAGAUGUCUAUCAGCCACCACAACAACAUCAUCAUUCAUCACAUCCUCGAGAUGCCUAUCUGCAUCAGCAACAACCUCCUUCACCGUCAUCACGUCCACGAGAUGAUUAUGAUCAGCAACAACAACAACCCCCUUCAACAUCAUCACCAACCCAUAUCUUUACCUUGCCCAUCUCAUGGAGAAGGCUCUUUAAAGGUAACGAGCAAGUAGUGGUUUUUGGUGGUUAUUUGAAACUGAUUUUCGAAGCUGCAGUGAACGCUCGCCUUCAAGUGACUCAACUUGCACGAAGUGAUACAUCAAAAGAUGGUGAUCAAAAACACGCAUCCACAUGGCUUCGUCGUGCAUCGUCAACAAGCAACAACGUCAACACAUGA
Lichtheimia ornata is the source of this 876-nucleotide messenger RNA. RefSeq lists its product as uncharacterized. The record is from RefSeq and is a predicted model, not a curated record. The coding region runs from base 1 to 876 and encodes 291 amino acids. The transcript has 6 exons. Lineage: Eukaryota; Fungi; Mucoromycota; Mucoromycetes; Mucorales; Lichtheimiaceae. Gene Ontology annotation, molecular function: protein dimerization activity.